Sus scrofa (pig) is the source of this 2547-nucleotide messenger RNA. RefSeq names its product sulfotransferase family 6B member 1 (gene SULT6B1). The record is from RefSeq and is a predicted model, not a curated record. Gene Ontology annotation, molecular function: sulfotransferase activity. Lineage: Eukaryota; Metazoa; Chordata; Mammalia; Artiodactyla; Suidae.
AGACUUCUAAGUUUACUGAGGUAGUGAAUGACAGAUCUGAGUUUGGUGCCAAGGAUUGCUUUCCCACCCCAUGGAAUUACCUGGAAAUUUCACUGCUUCCUUGUUAUGAAGGGGACCGGGUUUUGCCACCACAAAAUAUGCCACUUUGGCAUGAAGAUUAUUUCGUGCUAAAAGCAGUUUAAAAACCCACUAGAUUCAGGAAAAGCUCUCUGCUUCCCACCUCAACUGCCUAAAUUUUUAUUGGAAAAAAAGGGCUGUACCAGGAAAAGACCAUUUUCCCCUAAAAACCUUAUCUGCCUAACAGUACAACCCUAGUUUUCCAAACAUCUCUGCCUUCCCAGGGAUGGCUUUCCUCCCGUUUGUAUCCCCAAACCUCUACCCCUUUCCUAAACUCAGGAUGUUAUUAAGCUUCAAUUACCUAGUCGCCUUUUGAAUCUGCAUGUUAUAAAGGAGCCCCCAUACAUAAUUUUGGUUUUUCUCCUGUUGAUCUGUCUUAUAUCAAUUUAAUUAUUAGAUCAGCCAAAGAACCUAGAAGGGAAAGUUUUUCUGCCCCUAAAUCACACCAUGGAGGAUGUAUGUGCAAAGCCAUCAACCAAGGGGAGAGGUUUCAUCCAUGAACUGCUUUUUGCUAAUAGGGAAAUUAUAUACCUGAUUCAAUUAAAUAACUAUGUGUUAGAGAUUUAAUAUCUAUUAUCAUCUAUUAAGAGAUUCUACUCUUACUUUCCUUGGGAAGGUUGCCUAUAAUGGUAACAUAAUCAACCCUUGAUCCUCAGCCUGUUUUGCACCUGUGGUGUGCCUUUUGUCAGAGGUGGAUGCAAGAAGGUGGGGGUAGGGAGUGGAUAAGAAUUAAGUUCUUUCUUUCUCAUGUGAAUGGGAGGAAUCUUUUAUUUCACCUCCAUUAAAAGCCAUCACUGGUCCUGGACAAGCAUAGCGCCAGUUCAUUAGCAGGGAACCAGCAUGGCCACUAAUUCCAAAUUUAUUGACUACAUUGAUGAAGCUCUGGAAAAAUCAAAAGAAACUGCACUGUCUCACUUGCUUUUCACCUAUCAGGGGAUUCCUUACCCAGUCACUAUGUGCACCUCAAAGACCUUCCAAGCCUUGGACACCUUUGAAGCCAGAAGCGAUGACAUAGUGCUAGCGUCUUAUCCAAAGUGCGGUUCCAAUUGGAUUCUUCACAUCAUUAGUGAAUUAAUAUUCGCCGAUUCUAAAAAAAAAUUUGAAUAUCCAGAAUUCCCAGUUCUUGAAUGUGGGGACCCAGAAAAAUAUAAGAGAAUGAGCCAGUUUCCAUCACCAAGGAUUUUGACAACUCACCUCCAUUAUGACAAAUUACCUGGGUCCAUCUUCAAGAAUAAAGCCAAGAUACUAGUGAUCUUUCGAAAUCCUAAAGACACAGCAGUAUCUUUUUUCCAUUUCCACAAUGAUGUUCCUGAUAUUCCAAGCUAUGGCUCUUGGGAUGAAUUCUUCAGACAGUUCAUGAAAGGACAAGUUUCUUGGGGAAGCUAUUUUGACUUUGCAAUUAAUUGGAACAAACAUCUUAAUGAUGAAAAUGUUAAGCUCAUAUUAUAUGAAGACCUGAAAGAGGAUCUGGCUGCUGGAAUAAAACAAAUUGCUGAGUUCUUUGGAUUCUUUCCAUCUGGGGAGCAGAUUCAAACUAUCUCGGCCCAAAGUACCUUCCAGGCGAUGCGAGCACAGUCCCAGGAAACACAUGGUGCCGUGGGCCCGUUCUUGUUCCGAAAAGGUGAAGUUGGUGAUUGGAGAAAGUUGUUCAGUGAAACUCAGAACCAAGAAAUGGAUGAAAAAUUUAAAGAGUGCUUAGCAGGCACUGCCCUGGGAACAAAGUUGAAAUAUGACUUAUACUGCCAGGCCUGAUUCUGGUUGAUUCAGCUUUAUUUUCAUCAAUAAUAACUGGACUUAAAUAACUAAACAAUAAUUCAAUCAAAUAAUGAUAAUUAACAUUUAGAUAUAAAUGAGACAAAUUUAGUAAUAAUGAUAACACCUGAAAUUUUUGAGCACAAAUUUCAGUUUAUUUUUUGAGGACAGGGUAGCUACUGUUAAUAUAAUCUUGGAGUUUCAACUUCUUUCAUUCUCUGGAUUCACAGAAGAGCACAAGCUGACACUAUUAGAGAUGUACCUAAGUCUCUGUUUGAGCAGAGAUGAGACAGGCCUCCAAAUGACCACAGUGUUUUGUCUUCUCAUAAUAAUUCCUCUUUCUCACUAUGGUUCAGAACACAUGUGCUGUCCAUCUCAAACUUACUGCUGGGGGAAAUUUACUUCUAACUCUAUGCCAAAAUAAAAUGAAUAAAUCCUAUUCUAAUUUGAUUAGACCAAACUGAGACCAGACUGACUUAACUGAUAUUUAUAGAACAUUCUAUCUGAAAGCAGUAGAAUACACAUUUUCCUCAAGUGCACAUGGAACAUUCUCCAGGACUGAUCACAUGCUGGGCCACAAAUCAAGCUUUGGUAAGCUUAAGAAUAGUAAAAUCAUAUCAAGCAUUUUUUCUGACCACAACACUGUAAAACUAGAAAUCAACUGCAAGGAAAAACUGU